UGUUAGCAAGAACAGAAGAUUUUGAAUUGAAAAUUUCGUAACUCACCUUCCGAGCACAAGAUUCCUGCCGAAUUUUCGUGUACGAGGACCUGUUUCACCCAACCAGCAACGUAGCAUUUAUAAGCCUCCAAGCUCUUAAAGUUUUUCAAACUUUCGUGAGAAUAGGCUGAUUUUGUGUGGACAAGAUAGUUGUAAAUAUCAGGAUAUCAGAUGACAGGCGAAGCCAGCGGGUCGAAAAACAUCGAUUUAGGCAUCAAAUACGGAUCUGGCGAAUGGAUAAACUGAAGCUUUUCCACGUAACGCCUUUUAUGCAACGGAUCCAAUGAGUUUACAGCGUCAGAUAACACCGGGGCUUCCAUGAAUUGCUCUAUAACUUGCUCGACUAAUUGAAAACAAUGAGAAUAGGUCUGAAAAAGAGGUACAAUAUGGCGGCCGGAAACAGCGACACGCCCAUUUUGUGACGUAGGUGAGUAGGGUCUAUAGGAGAAAUGAUAACGCUGCAAUCCCACUGUUGAUUUUUGCCCUAUCAUGUCAAAAUAUAGAUUAGGUUGUAUAACAGAAAUAUUUGUAUUUUGAAAGGGAAUUUGUAAUUUGUCCUGUUUUUGUUUUAUUAUUAAAAUAGGCGGGUUUUACGGUGUGAUUGGGCUGGAGAGAGACUGACUUUCCCAUCAUGCAAUCCUGGUCGGAAAUGAAAAAGACUGGCCAAGAUGGAGCGGUUGUUUUCUUUGUGCACGUAUUGUUUUCCCUCUAUUUCAGUCACUUAACUGAAUCGAAGUCUCGACGACGUGUCAAACAUUAGCCACAUUACGGACUCAAACAUCAGUCUUCAAGUCUCGCCACUCGUCGAAGUUUUGUCGCCUACUUUAGCCUAGCCUAGCUGACCAACCGCUAACAAAACUGCAAGGCACGUCGUCAAGCGUUCACAAAUCAAGUGGGGAAUAUGUUCGCGAGAACGACACUGGCUGCAGAAAAGUUCCAGGAGGAACUUCGUGGAGUAAAAAAGGAGCCCUCACGUCACCAAGACUCGACUAUGUGCAAAAUGAUGCACGCAAAGGUUGUUCUUAGCAGACUCGAAGAUCUAUAUUUCAGCCAAGCCCAUCGUCUUGAGCACCAGGAGUCUUCAUUUGUCAAGGGGGAGGAUGAAGAGUCGCCAUGCAUCAAGGAGGAAGAGUCCAUUCACAUUAAAGGUUUCAGAAAAUACCUUAGUGCUGAGCGGCAGCAGCCAAAAUCUCCUGGCGUGAAAGACGAUGUUGAGCUCCCCCAAAUCAAAGAGGAGGAGCCAAAGCCCUGUCAACAGAAGCAACUUCCAGUCAAAAAGGAGGAGGAAGAGCUGCCAUGUGUUAAAGAGGAGGAAGAGGAGGAGCAUAUCACCAGGUCGUCUGGUGAGCCCUUGAAGAGUGAAGAUGGUCCGAGUGAGGUCGGCAGACGGGCGGAGUCUCCAGGCGGCAGCAGCUCAACAGAAGAAUUGCAAGCAGACAUUUUCAUCACUCCAUCAGACAGAAAUGGCACCACAUCGCACUCACCUUACAAUGAUGAUGGUCAUAAGACAUUUCACGGUGACGACAAACUCUGCAAAUGCUCUCAGUGUGGGAAAACCUUUGCUAAUAAGCAUACGUGUCGGACGCACAUGAGGAGCCACACUGGUGAAAAGACCUUUUCCUGCUCAGUUUGUGGUCAAAGAUUCAGUUGUAAGAGCACCUUGAAACAACACACAAGAACCCACACUGGCGAAAAACCUUUUUCCUGCUCAGUUUGUGGUCAAAGAUUCAGUCACAAGAGCAACUUCAAUCGACACACAAGAACCCACACUGACGACAAACCUUUUUCCUGCUCAGUUUGUGGUCAAGGAUUCUCUCAAAAGCAGAACUUAAAAAGACACACAAGAACCCACACUGGCGAAUACCCUUUUUCCUGCUCAGUUUGUGGUCAAGGAUUCAGUUGCAAGAGCACCUUAAAACAACACACAAUAACCCACACUGGCGAAAAACCUUUUUCCUGCUCAGAUUGUGGUCAAGGAUUCAGUUGCAAGAGCACCUUGAAACGACACACAGUAACCCACACUGGCAGGAAACCUUUUUCCUGCUCUGUUUGUGGUCAAAGAUUCACUCAAAAGCAAAACUUGAAAAUACACACAAGAACCCACACUGGCGACAAACCUUUUACCUGCUCUGUUUGUGGUCAAAGAUUCACUCAAAAGCAAAACUUGAAAAUACACACAAGAACCCACACUGGCGACAAACCUUUUUCCUGCUCAGUUUGUGGUCAAGGAUUCUCUCAAAAGCAAAACUUAAAAAGGCACACAAGAACCCACACUGGCGAAUACCCUUUUUCCUGCUCAGUUUGUGGUGAAGGAUUCAGUUGCAAGAGCACCUUAAAACAACACACAAGGACCCACACUGGCGAUAAACCUUUUUCCUGCUCAGAUUGUGGUCAAGGAUUCCCUCAAAAGCAAAACUUGAAAAUACACACAAGAACCCACACUGGCGAAAAAAAACUUUUUCCUGCUCAGUUUGUGGUCUCAGAUUCGAAGGGAUGAAGAGACACGUGUGUUUUGGUGUGAGAAGCAAAGGCCAAUGACUGUUUUGCCUGUCAUCCAUGCUGGCUUCAUCAGAUUUUGCACGCUGGACGAUUGUAUUCCAUAGAAUCCUGGAAGUAAAUAUUAUCUGAAAUGGAAAUUAGGUUAUAGCAUGCGUCGUUAAGUGUCACGAAAGAUGUUCUGUAUGUCUUCUUGCGGAGCUCCUAAGUGUAUAUCAUGGAAUACUAAUACGAUGUGGUUAAAAACCGCCAGACCGUCGUUCAUUCUCGAAGUUGGCUACUAUUGACUUUUAAAAAAUCAUUAACACUUCAUACAAAAAUACCUAAUCUGUGCUGACCCUUUCCAUUGUGUAAUAUCGUAAUUAAAAGUGCUGUAGUUUUGUGCCACUACUCUGUGAAUUUAUCUUUACAGUAGUUAUAAUUGAGGUAAAUAUGAUGUAUUUACUCAAAUUUUCUGUUUGCAGGUUGAUAUGGCAGUAAUUUGCAUCAUUACUGAUGAGCAAAUUGGCAAACAUAUCACUUCAUAUGGUGAUCGAGUAGCUACCCUUUCCUUCUGCCAACAAAAAAUAUCCAGCACCAAUAAAGAAACUCUUUUACAAAGUUUAAUAGACAAAAUAAGCUCAAGUAAAAAAGUGUACUUG
Corythoichthys intestinalis (scribbled pipefish) is the source of this 3176-nucleotide messenger RNA. Its product is annotated as zinc finger protein OZF-like. Gene Ontology annotation, cellular component: nucleus. Gene Ontology annotation, biological process: urogenital system development; regulation of transcription by RNA polymerase II; embryo development. The transcript has 3 exons. The record is from RefSeq and is a predicted model, not a curated record. Bases 941 to 2536 code for a protein of 531 amino acids. Lineage: Eukaryota; Metazoa; Chordata; Actinopteri; Syngnathiformes; Syngnathidae. Gene Ontology annotation, molecular function: DNA-binding transcription factor activity, RNA polymerase II-specific; RNA polymerase II transcription regulatory region sequence-specific DNA binding.